CUAACCUGUCUGUGUGUAACCUGUCUGUCUCUAACCUGUCUGUCUGCAGGCUGAUGGCAGUAGAGGAAGAGCUGAAGAAAGAUCAUUCUGACAUGCAGGCUGUGGUGGACUCCAAACAGAAGAUCAUCGAGACACAGGAGAAGAGGAUAGCGAGUCUGGAUGCAGCGAACAGCCGUCUGAUGGCGGCGGUCUCCCAGCUGAAGGACCGCUACGCGGGGACGUCCCAGAGGAACGGCCUGUCUCCUAGCAACUCCUCGUCUCUGCAGAUCACCGAGAACGGAGAGUUCCGUAACUCCGGCAACAACUGCUGAGCUGGGCCGACCAAUCAGCAAUCUGACUCCGCCCCUCACUUCCUGUUUUAGCUUUGCAUGUUUCCUUUUUGAACAUCAUACAACGUGUGACAUCAUAUCCUGUUUCCGUUUUGCUAUUUCCUGCUGGCAGCCAAGCUGCACGUCCUGAUUGGACGAACCCUUCCCUCGGUGGGCGUCGGCCUGCUCCCUGACUGUAGGAUAAGUAAUGUCUUCACGUCAGAUGGACGGCGAGGAGAGAGACAACUUCUUCUCAGCUUCUCAGAGACAACCAAUGGGAAGCGUGGAAAUGACGCUAAACAAGCCUGAAUUAACUGUUAUUUAGUUAUAUAUAUUUACACACACACACACACACACACACACUCGCUAACUGGUCUGGUAGAAGAACUUAUUUAAAGAGACAGUCUGAAUAUUUUCCUCAUGUUUUCGGCUCUGUGUGUUUGGGUUUUGUCUUAAAGGAACAGAACACACAGUCAGAUGAGCUGUAGGUUAGCCUAGCUUAGCACAAAGACUGGAAGCAGAGGGAAACUGUUAGCCUAGCUUGAUGUGUUGGCCGCUCUGGGCUUCCGUACUUCAGUUUGAGUUCCACUUGUUAUUUUAAUGUAAAUGUAGAAAGAUUUUAUUGUAAAACAUGAAAAAGUGUAAGUUGUGCUGAAAGUCUGUUCGCCGUGCUCCCGUAUUUAUAAA
Molecule: messenger RNA, 995 nt
Organism: Etheostoma cragini (Arkansas darter)
Lineage: Eukaryota; Metazoa; Chordata; Actinopteri; Perciformes; Percidae
Product: disabled homolog 2-interacting protein-like
Exons: 2
Coding region: 54-311 (85 amino acids)
Source: RefSeq, a predicted model, not a curated record